AUGAUUCAACCUCAGACCCAUUUAAAUGUAGUAGAUAAUAGCGGGGCUCGAGAAUUGAUGUGUAUUCGAAUCAUAGGAGCUAGCAAUCGUCGAUAUGCUCAUAUUGGUGACGUUAUUAUUGCUGUGAUCAAAGAAUCAGUACCAAAUAUGCCCCUAGAGAGAUCAGAAGUAGUCAGGGCUGUAAUUGUGCGUACCUGCAAAGAACUCAAACGUGACAACGGGAUAAUAAUACGAUAUGAUGACAAUGCUGCGGUUGUUAUUGAUCAAGAAGGAAAUCCAAAAGGAACUCGAAUUUUUGGUGCAAUCGCCCGAGAAUUGAGAGAAUUAAAUUUUACUAAAAUAGUUUCAUUAGCUCCCGAGGAAAGAUCCGACAUAGUUUUAUACGGAUACUGCCAGGAGAUAGAGUAA
This is a messenger RNA of Capsicum annuum, 408 nucleotides long. Its product is annotated as 50S ribosomal protein L14, chloroplastic. Gene Ontology annotation, cellular component: cytosolic large ribosomal subunit; ribosome. The record is from RefSeq and is a predicted model, not a curated record. Lineage: Eukaryota; Viridiplantae; Streptophyta; Magnoliopsida; Solanales; Solanaceae. Gene Ontology annotation, molecular function: large ribosomal subunit rRNA binding; structural constituent of ribosome. The transcript is spliced from 2 exons. The coding region runs from base 1 to 408 and encodes 135 amino acids. Gene Ontology annotation, biological process: translation.